AUGUUUGUUGCUCCAUGGAGGUGUCGGUCUAUCAUUGUCGACAAUGUGAAGUUCUGUCCAGCAAUAGUAUUAGGACCAACUUACGGUUCUGUGGUGCUAAGAGAGGUGCACAACACCAACAUAAGCGUUGCGUGUAAGCAGUUAUACCUGUGGAAUUGUUCCAACCUCACAGUAUUUCUGCAUUCCUUUCAUCCUCCAACUGUCAGAAUGUGCAGCGGUGUUCGCUUUGCUCCAUUCAAUGUUUCCUACGAGGGUCUAGAGGAGGAGAUGGUGGCAGCCGGCCUGAACUGCAACCAAUAUAGAACGCCGAAACGUGUAGUUAAUCUGGACGACUCGGAAACAUCCAUACUUCCCACCACAGAGUUCUAUAUUCAACCGGUCCCUAUUGUUAAUAACGAAAAUAACAUUAAGGAUCUCCUCAACAAGCUCCCUCCGCCGUAUCGCAAACAAUGGGAAGAUACGCUACAACAGCUGCACUCUGAAUCCAAUAAUAAUGUCGAAUCACCACUAAAAAAGACGGAUCUUUUUUACCUCAAAGGGAAAAUUGCCUAA
Molecule: messenger RNA, 552 nt
Organism: Strongylus vulgaris
Lineage: Eukaryota; Metazoa; Nematoda; Chromadorea; Rhabditida; Strongylidae
Source: the annotation of a GenBank genome assembly